GGUCAUUGAUCAUGUCAGUGAAUUAUCCAUCAAACAUCAUUAUCAUCAUCAUCAAGUUAAUCCUAUUAAUUAUUAUUCUAAUCCAACUAGCAGUUUUAAAACUGAUUCUUUCAUGAUACCAUGUCGUGCAUUAGAUAUGUUUUUAAAAGGUUUAAUGCGUUUAAUUCUAUUAUGGUGGUGUUCAACUAUUCAUUCUUCAUCAAAUACUAUCACUUAUCAUACUAAUACAUCAGAAAAUUCAAUCGAUGAAACUACGGUGAAUGGUAUUUUGGAAUCAAAAGAGAUUAAUGCUUUUCUGGUUGAUCAUCUACAUAUUGCUUUAUCAUUUAACAGUACUUCAUUAUAUUCAAAAAUCUUAUCUAAUACUCGUAUAGAUCUAUCAAAACGUUUUAUUGGUUGUCUAUUGAAUAGGAAAUUAUUUCUUGACAGCACUUUAGGUGCUAAUAUAUUUGCCAAUUUAUCCCAAAUACAACCAGAUCAUGGUACACAACUAAUUUAUCUUCUUUUGGGUUCUAUGAAUGAUCCAUUAUUGAAACAUUCUAUUGGUUUUGAUUCUAUUGAUAAUUCGUUGUUAUCUCAAAUUAUUGAUUUUAUCUGUCCAUAUGGUGGACUCAAAAAGAUUAGCUUAACGCAAUUCAUUCAAGGUUUCAUUAAUUUAGCUUUAUCAAUCCAAACCGAUAUAACAGUUUUUAUAAAUCAACCACAUUUAAAUUCAACUUUUCUAAGUCAAUUAGAAAAUUAUCUUGUAUCACAUGGUGUAAAACAACGUAAAGCUAAACAUGAAUUACAUUUGUUAUGCCCUCCAUUACUACCGCCGUCGUUAACAUUAACAACGUCAAAAGGAGUGGAAUGUUAUCAAAAUAAUCAAACUACUGAUUCAUCUGUUAGUAGUAAUAGUACUAAUAGUUGUGAUAACAUAGUAUUACCUAUUCAGAGUAUUAAUAACAAUCAACCGUUGAUUUCAGUAAAUUCUUUCGAGGUAACACCAUCGAAAUCAUCAACAUUUACUACUACUAAUACACAAAGUACACGAUAUGAUACAACACUUAGUGCUAUGCAAGCCAUUAGUGCUGGUACCACUCCAUUUAUUCGUCUUUCUAAAGAAACAUGUCAAUCAAUUGAUCAAAUUCAUGAUAAAACAACAUUUUGGUUCAAUGAUGAAAAUACUAUUAUUCCAGAAAAUUUAAAAACUCGUUUAAAUCGUAUGCUUGUAAAUACUACUGACAAAUCUACUAAUAUUGGUCGUUUAGGUGAAUUAUAUAUUUAUCAUACAUUCAUUGAUUAUAUUCAUCGUAUACAAAUUCAUCAUAAUAAUUUUGAUGAAAUGACUAGUUGUGAAUUUCCUACUGGGCAUCCUUUACUUGGUAUUGGACGAUUAAUUCGAUGUAAUUGGUGUAAUUCCGAUGUGGAAUCAAUGAAACCAUAUGAUCUUGAGGUGGAUGUUCAAGUUGAAUGUGAUGCGAACAAGUGGGACAAAUUAAUUGAAAACUUAAAGGAUGAAAUAACUAACAAUAUUGUUCGAAUUAUUCGUAGACCUUCACAACAACAAGAUAGUACAUCAUCUGAAACAUCAGGUUUGUUAUCUGUUGGUCCUAUAUUCAUUGAAGUUAAAUCAACAAUGGAUUCGACUAAUCUACAUAGUAAUAAUAGUGAAACAAAUUUAACUUCUGGAACUGAUCUUUUUGAAUUUUCAUUACCGGAAAUUUUGUGUGCUUCACAACAAGGUUGGCGUUAUCAUUUACUACGUGUAAUAUGGAAGAAUGAUUACAGUCAAGAUUUCUGCCAAAUGCGUAUCGCUUCUGCCCCGAAAGUUAUUCACAUUCCAGAUUUGUCAAAUGUACUCAGACAGAAAUCAGUGAAUAUACGUUUAUGCUUAGCUUUGUUACGAAGUGAAUGGAUAAAAUGAAUCCCUUGUAAAUUCUCUUCAGUCGUACCCUUUCUAACCUAAUCCAUUGUAAUUAGUCUUGGUUUGCUUUUCAUCGAGUCUUGUUGGUGGAUAAAAAUAAACAGAUAAAAUAUUUUUCCAGUA
This is a messenger RNA of Schistosoma intercalatum, 2029 nucleotides long. NCBI's taxonomy places the organism in Eukaryota, Metazoa, Platyhelminthes, Trematoda, Strigeidida, Schistosomatidae. The record is from the annotation of a GenBank genome assembly.